AAAAUGACUAAAAAAAUGAGAGAUGAGAGAAUGGCACCAGUUCCAAUCUCCUAUAAAAGCAGAUGAUAUGAAACACUAGGAGAAACCAUCUCUUCCUCGCUUCUUUUCUGUUUUGUGAAAUAUGGAAGGAAAUAUGAAGGUCUGGCUUGUAGUGGCAACAUGGUUAUGCUGGACUAUUAUAUUUGGAUUGGCUAGGGUUAUUAACCCAUCUGCAAUUCAUAACUACACAGCCGAUGCAAUUCCCUCUGUAAGCUUUACCAUUACUCGUAUCCCCGGUGAUGAUAAGACUGACUACAAGCAGCUUAUGGUAGAUCUUCGAAAAAAAUUGUCUUCUGGCACUACUAGCAAUGGAGUACCAGUGUUACGCUCCACAGCUUCAAAAGAAGCCAAAUAUCUUUUAGUCAAUAUAAUAAAUUCAGGGAAGAAGGAAAUCACGUUAGGAUUAAAUGUUAUUAAUGCAUAUGUUUUGGCUUAUAAAGUGGGAGAUAAAUCUUAUUUCUUUAACGAUCCGACUGAAUUGAAGGAUGCACAAACUCAUCUUUUCAAAGACACAAAGCAAACCGCCAUAAAAAUUACAGGUAGCUACGACUCUCUCAAAGCUCAAGGAGGAGAUCGAGAAUCAGUAGAUUUAGGAAUCGGGCAAUUAGACUCUCACAUCUAUACACUCCAUAAAUCGACAGCGUUAAAAGACGUUGCUAAGUCUCUUGUUUGUAUUAUUCAGAUGGUUUCAGAAGCAGCCCGAUUUAAGUCUAUUGAGAAUAAGAUAGUAGAUAAGAUUGAUGGAAGUUUUAAACCGAAGCUUGAUAUAAUCACUCGUGAGAACAACUGGGGUGACCUUUCUGAAGGAAUUCAAAACGCUGAUAAGAAGGGAAAUUUUAAAACAAAAGUUAGAUUGCAGAAGGAAGAUGGUAAGGAGGAUAUUAUAUCUAACGUUAAUCAAAUAAUAGGAGAGAUGGGAAUUUUGCUGUAUAAGAAGAAGAAGAUCUACAAUAUUCCAAGUUUUGGACAAACAAAUUUUGGAAACCUUAUCCAGAACUAAGUAUUAUUAUUGCAUAUGUAUUACGUCAAAUAAAGGACAUAUAUUAUUGUACUUGUCCAACUGUUUCAGUAAUUGAAUAACAGUGACUGCUAGUCUUCUCCUGUUUUCAUCAA
Molecule: messenger RNA, 1152 nt
Organism: Jatropha curcas
Lineage: Eukaryota; Viridiplantae; Streptophyta; Magnoliopsida; Malpighiales; Euphorbiaceae
Product: ribosome-inactivating protein cucurmosin
Biological process (GO): negative regulation of translation
Molecular function (GO): rRNA N-glycosylase activity
Source: RefSeq, a predicted model, not a curated record